Rubroshorea leprosula is the source of this 326-nucleotide messenger RNA. The record is from the annotation of a GenBank genome assembly. NCBI's taxonomy places the organism in Eukaryota, Viridiplantae, Streptophyta, Magnoliopsida, Malvales, Dipterocarpaceae.
CUUAUCUGAUCUUAUCUCAAAGUCACUCGUGAACUUGAUAUACAGCGGCAAAGCCUAGUUCCUGUAACAAUGUCCAUGGCUAACAGCAGCAACCCACAAGUCAUAACCUGCAAGGCGGUGGUAUGUUGGGGAGUGGAUGAGGAACCGAAGGUGGAAGAGAUUCAAGUAGAUCCACCAAAAUCAUCUGAAGUUCGAGUUAAAAUGCUGUAUGCAAGUGUCUGCCACACUGAUGUGAUCAGCACCAGAGGAUUCCCAGGGGUUAGCUUAUUUUUUCCAGUACUUUGAGCAUGAUUUUUGUGAGAAAAUAAUACAUAUCAAUUUGACUU